AUGGUUGCCUCACCAUUCGUCGUUGGCCCCGCUACGGGCCACACCCACACCCACACUAUUAUCCUGUUGCACGGCCGUGAUAGCGAAGCACGGGAAUUUGCCUCUGAGUUUUUCGAAUGUGAGACCACAUGCACGGGAACAGAGCAGACACUGCCGAAUGUAUUUCCUACAGUCCGAUGGGUAUUUCCACAGGCCAACUCCCUUCGCUCCGAGCGCUUCAGGGUCGAAAUGUCCCAAUGGUUCGAUAUGUGGAGUGUCGAAGAUCAACAGGAGCAGGACGAGAUGCAAAUCCUGGGCUUGCGAUCGAGUGUCAAUAAGAUCGCUGAAUUCAUCGAACAGGAGGAGCUGCUUGUGCCAAGAAGCAAUAUCUUUCUGGGUGGAAUUAGCCAAGGCUUUGCAACUGCUUUAGCCGCAUUCUUUGCCGAUGGUAGAGGAGGUUUCGCUGGUUUAUGCGGGUUUUCCACUUGGCUACCGCUCGCUAAUCAGGCUGAAUCGGCUCUCGAGCUCGUCGACGAUGAACCUGGUCAAAAGCUGGCGGUCAUGCAGCGAUUAUAUUUUGGUGACGAUAUUAGACAGCACAUGUCUUUAUCACCACAGCAGCUAAUGUCGACACCAAUUCUUCUCGAGCAUUGCCAAGACGACUACAUUAUCAGGGUUCAAAGCGGCUUGAUUCUGCGAGAUUUCAUUGACAAUCUGGGUCUCAGCGUAGAAUUUCAUGCAUACGAAAGCGGAGGCCACUGGUUCAAUGAGCCGCAAGGUGUGGACGACUUUGUGGUGUUCUUGCGAAAGAGUAUCAAGUCAGAUCACAUACCAAGUCACAACCAAUCUACGUGA
This is a messenger RNA of Trichoderma breve, 834 nucleotides long. RefSeq names its product phospholipase/Carboxylesterase domain-containing protein. Gene Ontology annotation, biological process: protein depalmitoylation. The record is from RefSeq and is a predicted model, not a curated record. Gene Ontology annotation, cellular component: cytoplasm. Lineage: Eukaryota; Fungi; Ascomycota; Sordariomycetes; Hypocreales; Hypocreaceae. The coding region runs from base 1 to 834 and encodes 277 amino acids. Gene Ontology annotation, molecular function: carboxylic ester hydrolase activity; palmitoyl-(protein) hydrolase activity. The transcript has 2 exons.